This is a messenger RNA of Phalaenopsis equestris, 1448 nucleotides long. Its product is annotated as 2-oxoglutarate-Fe(II) type oxidoreductase-like. NCBI's taxonomy places the organism in Eukaryota, Viridiplantae, Streptophyta, Magnoliopsida, Asparagales, Orchidaceae. The coding region runs from base 96 to 1091 and encodes 331 amino acids. The record is from RefSeq and is a predicted model, not a curated record. The transcript is spliced from 11 exons.
GAUUGCGAAGUCAACAUUAGAAAGAGAGCGAGGUGAGCAGGAAGCAUUCUCUACAGAACAAGCAGUGGGCUGUGCCGCUGGUUUGUGGGGCAGCCAUGCCCGCUGAAGCAAAUGGGUUGGUCCUAAACUGCAUCAGUAUCUCAGAUCCUGACAUCCAGAGAUCCACUUCCCUCCUCAAGCAAGCAUGCCUAGAUUCUGGAUUUUUCUAUGUAAUUGAUCAUGGAAUUAGCGAAGAAUUCAUGAAUGAGGUUUUCUUCCAGAGUAGAAGCUUUUUUGAUCUCCCAUUCAAGAAAAAAAUGGAGUUGCUUCGCAAUGAAAAGAAUCGAGGUUAUACACCCACACUAGAUGAGACUUUGGAUCCCGAAAAUCAAGCGCAAGGUGAUUUCAAAGAAGGAUAUUACAUAGGUAUUGAAGUACCUGAAGAUGACCCUCAAGCGGAGAAACCCUUUUAUGGUCCAAAUCAAUGGCCUUCAGAAGAUAUUUUACCUGGCUGGAGGCAGAUUAUGGAGCAGUACCAAAUAGAGGCCUUGAGAGUGUGCCGGGCAAUUGCUAAGAUUCUGGCUCUUGCACUUGAUUUAGAUGCUGAUUACUUUGUUAGGCCACAAAUACUAGGCGAGCCCAUUGCAACGUUGAGGCUUCUUCACUAUGAAGAUAAAGUUUCUGAUCCUGCAAGGGGAAUAUAUGGAUGUGGAGCACACUCUGAUUUUGGUUUGCUUACUCUCUUGGCCACUGAUGGUGUGGCGGGUCUUCAGAUAUGCAAGGAUAAGGAUGCCCGACCUCAGAUAUGGGAAGAUGUCACUACAUUGAAAGGAGGUUUCAUUGUCAAUCUUGGUGAUUUGCUUGAGCGGCUGACUAAUGAUGUUUUCAGAUCCACACUUCACCGUGUUGUAUUGGAUGGACAAGAACGCUAUUCUAUUGCAUUUUUUGCGGACCCGAGCCACGAAUACCUUGCAGAGUGUUUACCAUCAUGCACUUCUGAGACGAACCCUCCCAAGUACCCGCCGAUAACAUGUUCUGCAUACAUGUGCCAGCGAUUCAAAGAUACGCAUGCAGACCUGAGCUCAUAUCAUGGGCAAGCAACAAGUAAAUAAAUGAUAUGAUAUUUUGAAUAAAUGGUUAGCCUAUGCGCAUAUCAAAUGUUGUUGGUAUAAACUUAGUGCAAAGGGGCAAGGCUAAUCUCUUGCUCAAGUCCAUCUGUCAUCACCAAUUUCUGAAUGCUUGUUAAUAUACUCCACUUGAGGUGCAUAAGGUGAAAAUAAACUUGAUAUUAGAGUAUUUUGUCAGGCAUUUAAGCUAUUAAGCUAUGUUCAGAUUACAUGUGAUUUGUUCUACAAAAACAAAGGAGCUAAUGGGUUGAAGCUGAGCUAUGCUCAGACAUGCAUCUGUCAUUGAUUCUUUGUUUCUUUCUUCAUGUGGUUAUUUUUUUGCUCUAAUUGAUGGAAUGGUAU